AACCGGAACCCAAUGCACAGCCGCACAGGGCUUUUCUCAACCUCUCUUUCUCCAUCUCUCUCUCUCUCUCUCUCUCUCUCUCUCUCUGCAUCUCUCAAUGAAAAUCUCGUUCAGGGUUUGUUCUUGAUUACUGGUGGCAUCGCCAGGAUUGAGUCCACUGAUUGAAGGCAUCAAGGAUUUAUGCGGGAUGAGAGUUGGUGAUGGGGAUCAGUGCUGGAUUCGGGUUUUGGCCGUAAUUUUGUAGAUUUCGAUGCUUCGACGGCUACCUAUUUGAAUCGUUGAGACCCUUUUUGCUCUCGUGAACCACGUCUUGUAAUUUUCAAGCAUUUCAGGACAAGGGGCUUAAAAUUUCUGGAUUUCGUCUUUCGAUUCGCUGGGCUUGAUUUCUUGUCUAAGUCUACUUUUUGAAGCAAUCUGGAAUGGUUAAUGGAUUGAGAGGAUAUCAAUCUGGGAGUUUUGUUCUUUUGUUUGCUUCCGGCACUUUCUUUCGGAUGAAUCCAGAUCUGGAGGUAGGAAGUUGCUCUAGACUUGUGUAAAGAAGAGGGUUUUGCUUUGUUUUGUGGAUUCUAGGAUGUCUGCAUACCUCUUGGAAGAGUAAGGUUUUCUCCUUUUUUGGGUUUUUUUGAGCGGUUUGGGAGUUGUUUUGGUUUGGAAAUGGAGAAAGGGAUUGUGUGUAAGAACAUGAAAUUAAGCGAUCAGAUUUACCCUGAUGAGCCUUUCUGUUCCGAGAUGGAAACUGAGGAGAGCGCUGCUGAAUCUCCGAAGAACGAGUUACCGGAUUUUUCAUCGGAAGGAGGCGAAGGGAGUGAUGUGGUUUUCUCAAGAGAAGCACCUCUGAUUGGUCAUCAUGAUUCAGCUGGAACCAAUUCGGGUGAAUGUUGUGGUUGUAGUGCAAAGAAACUAAAGUUCAGAACUAAGGGAAAUCUUAGGGAGGAUAAGAAGCUUAAUCGGCACGAUAGAAUUGAACUGGGACGACUCUUCCAAGGGGCUGUAAGCUCACAGAACUGGGAACUGGCAGAAAGAUUGAUUCAGUUGGCUGAUCCUCAGGCUUUGAACGAUUUGCUGUGUGUUGGUCUGGAUUCUGUUUGGUUCUUGAGCACAGAGCAUGAAUCACACGGGAUCAUGGGUUUGAUUAAGAAGGUCAUAAGUCAUGGUGCUCAUGACUUCACUCGAGCUACUCUUAGGACUUCAUUCCUUGCUUCAUGUGUCUCUGCCUGCCAGAGUCGCACCAUGAGUCUUGCAGAUACUGUAACUGUUAUGGCUCAAAGGUUGCAUGAGCGUCUCCAGGAGUGCAACGGGGAUGAAGUUCUUAAAGCAGAAGCUGGUGCCAAAGUUCAAAAGUUUACUGAAUGGGCACUCAAAUGUAUAGGUUUCCACUCCCGAUGCCAGGGAACUAGGGAUAGAGUGAGCCAGAAUUCAACUGUUGAGAUCCAACUACAGCUUUCUGCUUUCAAGAUGUUCUUAGAUCUAGCGGGAAAUCAUCUAACUGGAAAGGAUUUCACCGAGGCUUUUGAUGCAGCUUGCUUUCCCCUCACACUAUUUUCCAGCUCAUUUGAUCCUGGUUGGUCGUCUGGAAUGUCAGCUACUGUUGUACAAGGAUUGCUCGGUAUGCUGGUGGAAGGUGGUGCAGAUAACGUGAAUCAGUGUUUUCUUGAAGCUUCACGUUUCGGAAGUACCGAACUUGUGCGCAUCUUGUUGCAGAUUGCUCAAAGGAACAGCCUAGACGUAGAUGUCGACCUAGCCUUGGGCUUCGCAUCACAUUAUUGCAAAAUCGGAACAAUGGAGUGCCUGGUGGAAGAAGGUCAUGCCAUUACGUUCUUAGGCCCCUUGAUGAGAGCGGCCGAGAGAGGCUGCAUGCAGGUCGUCCAGUGGUUCGUGAAAAGAGGAUGCCGGGACAUGGAACUCUGCCUUGCCCUGACGGCCGCUACUUCCCGCAGCCAAGAAGAGGUAGCUGCCUAUCUCCUCCCUCACGUCCCGCAACCUGUCCUUGCCGCUCUCAGCAUCGAGAUCCUCAAAGCGGCCGGGGAAAGAAGCUGCGGGUCCCUCAACGGCGUCGAGUUUCUCCUCAAAUCGGAUUUCCUCGGCGAUCCCACGGCCACUUACUCUGUCGCGGACAGCAUCGCGAGAUCAGACGACGAGAGCGUUCCUCCUGAGCUGAAGUCGUUUCUGCAGGAACACUGGUCAGAAGCCGCUUUCGACAAAGGGAUUAGAGAAGGGCAGGAGCACUUCGUGAACUUGAUGAGGAUUACGGAAAGGGGCGAGUCUCCGAUAUGCUUGAGCGACCUGCCGGCGCCGUUGAGGGUGGGGAUCGGGUACAUGUCUGUGUACAGAGAGUGCGCGGAGACAAGGGGAGUGUUGUUGUCGCAGAGGCUAAGGGGACAGCUCGUGGAAGCGGUGAGACAGCUUCAGGGCUUUGUCGUGGAGACAGAAGCCGGCCAGUGCGGUCACCUCCUCGCCAUUUUGGAGCGUCAUCUUCCUCCAUUUUUGGUCAAAGCUUCUCACUGAAACAGAGCCUCUGCCUAAACACGGAGGAGAAAGGGGGGGAAACACGAAGGCAUCGAUGGCGAGUUUUCAUCCGUUUUCUGGGAUAAGUUGAAAUAAUCGCAGAAUUUCGGAUCUGGGGUUCAGAUGAUGAGCAUUUUUUUUUUUUGCUUUUUUUUGGGUAAAACUUACCGGAGAUGUACUGGAAUCUAGUCUCUGUUUAAUGUGGUCGUCCCGAACAAUGGAUAGGGUGGAAGGGCGAUAUGAUAUGUUUGUCUCUGUCUGGUCGGUUCUGGUUGUCGUAACUCAAGCCAUGUAUAUGAAGAAACCUCGUGUAAUAACAAAUGAGUACGGUCA
Messenger RNA from Tarenaya hassleriana, 2838 nucleotides. RefSeq names its product ankyrin repeat protein SKIP35. Bases 655 to 2505 code for a protein of 616 amino acids. NCBI's taxonomy places the organism in Eukaryota, Viridiplantae, Streptophyta, Magnoliopsida, Brassicales, Cleomaceae. The record is from RefSeq and is a predicted model, not a curated record. The transcript has 4 exons.